Molecule: messenger RNA, 420 nt
Organism: Rhizoctonia solani
Lineage: Eukaryota; Fungi; Basidiomycota; Agaricomycetes; Cantharellales; Ceratobasidiaceae
Exons: 3
Coding region: 1-420 (139 amino acids)
Source: RefSeq, a predicted model, not a curated record
AUGGCCAUCAACACCAAAGAGCGCUCCCUUCAAAAGGUUUCAAACCUAGCUCAUAUGACUCAGAUUUGUCAACAUUUGAUUUGGAAGCGUCAACUUGACAAAAAGGUUCACAAGCCUGUUUUACGAUAUCUACCAACUCUGGGGGUGGAGAACAACUCUGAUGCCAACUACGCUUUGGAUGAGGAGUACAAAGACAUUCCAGAUGCAAUUGAACUGGGGGUUAUGAACUUGCUAGGCAAUGAUACAGAUUUAUACAGUAUCAAUACUACAAAUCCAGCACUCCUGGAUCUACUGGCAGAUAUUCCAACAUCUCAAGCAACAGACUCUGUUGUUCUGAAGAAGUCAGAGCCACCCAUGUCUAAAAGCUCAAAGGCUUUGGCUAAGAAGGACACCAGCAGUGUGGACCUUGACUCAUAUUAG